Molecule: messenger RNA, 1224 nt
Organism: Menidia menidia (Atlantic silverside)
Lineage: Eukaryota; Metazoa; Chordata; Actinopteri; Atheriniformes; Atherinopsidae
Source: the annotation of a GenBank genome assembly
AACAUCCUGGCCAAAGCGUUGUACGACAACGUGGCGGAGUCCCCGGACGAGCUGUCCUUCCGUAAGGGCGACAUCAUGACGGUUCUGGAGCGGGACACGCAGGGCCUGGACGGCUGGUGGCUCUGCUCUCUGCACGGUCGCCAGGGCAUCGUCCCCGGCAACCGCCUCAAGAUCCUCGUCGGGAUGUACGACAGCCGGCAGGGCCCCGACCAAUCGCAGAGGCCCCUCCCCAAAACGGCGCCCUCCGACAUUUACCAGGUGCCCCCCUCCCUGGGGCAGGACAUUUACCAGGUGCCCCCCUCCCUGGGGCCCCUCCCCGGGCAGAUCCCGGCCCCCGUGGGGGGGACGGGGACCGGGCAGGACGUCUACCAGGACAUUUACCAGGUGCCCCCCUCCCUGGGGCCCCUCCCCGGGCAGAUCCCGGCCCCCGUGGGGGGGACGGGGACCGGGCAGGACGUCUACCAGGUUGUCCGUGACGCCCAGUCUGGCGUUGAGGACGUGUCCGUGUCUUUUAAGCGUCUGUCGGCCUGCAGCACGGGGAGCACCCACUCCUCCUCCUCCUGCUCCCUGGACCUGGUCCCUGUUCGGGACCCAUCCGCCCCCCAGCCCCCCCUGCCCCCCCCCCUGGCCCUGGACCUGGACCUGGACCAGGCCAUGGAGCUCCUCUCGCGGCUGACCCAGGCGGUGGAGUCGGGCGUGGCCCAGAUGAUGUCGCUGGUCUCGGGGAACUGGCGCGGCGCCGGGCGGCUGGAGGCCGUGCUGCCCGCCAUGCGGGCGGCGAGCGAGCGGGCGCGCGGCGCCGUGCGCGACUUCCUGGACUUCGCCCGCGACGCCGCCGCCAACGCCGGCCGCGCCCCCGACCGCUCGCUGCAGGCCAAGCUCAGCCGGCAGGUUUCCAAGAUGGAGGACGGCUUUCGGGGCCUGGUCAGGCACGGCCAGGCGCUGGACGCCGCCGCGUGGUCGCACGUCGCCAUGGCGACCGCGGCGACCGCGCCGGGCGGCGACGACCUGGACCGGCUCAUCAUGGCGGCGAGGGGCAUCCCCGACGACGCCAAGCAGCUGGCCUCGUUUCUCCACGGCAACGCCUCGCUGCUGUUCAGAAGGACCAACCGGACGGGGGCGGGGGAGGGCAGUGGGGGGAGUGGGGGGGUGCGGAGGGGGCCGGCUGUAGAAGCACGGAGGAGGGAUGGAUGGAGGACUACGACUACGUGCAUCUGCAGGUAG